ACACUUCAUACUUCUCUUCACAAUUCCAAGCAGGAAGUAUGGCUCUCAACUUGACACAUCGGUUGUGUUUUCAGAGAUGCGUUUUUCACCCCCUCGCUUCUAUCCUCGCACUCAUCCCACUCGCCACUUCACUAAGACUACAAAGGUAAGUGAAACUUUCGAUGGUGGUUCAGUGAGAUAUGCUAAAUUGUUGAUUUAUAAAAGAGAGCGAUUGAUGAUGUUUUCGCCGAGGCUGCUAUUCCAAAGUCCGAAGGUACCCGAGUCCUUUCCCACUUGGAAAGGCUGACCGCCGUAGAAACCGUAAGAAUCAAUUCACAAUCAGUUCAGCACAUGCUAACAGAUACUCACAAAGGAAGUUGCAAUUCACCGAAAGGCUAUUACUGAUGGAUUUAUGGAAAUUAAAGGGUGGAUUGAGAUGAUGAUGGUGUUUGGCGGUGGAACUAUUUUCUUUGGAUUCGGAUCGGUGGGUUCACCAUUGCAUACUUGUUUUCUGAGUUGUUUCGCUCACAUUCAUAUCUACAGCUUGCCUACAAAGUGAUGGUGUAUGACGUUGAUGCCAAAAAAGAAAUGAUGGCACAUACCGCACGUGUCGUCCACGAGUAGUGUUGUGCACGAGCCGAGCCGGGCUCGAGCCCUUCGAGCCUAGGGGCCUCGAGCCUAGGUGGUCACUAGGCGCGAGCCGGCUCGAACAGGGGUCCACGAGCCGACUCGAGUCAGGAAUUGGACUCGGGGAUAGUGGGAAGGUCAUUUGGCUAGUUGUAUUUGUUUUCAAGUUGCUAUAUGCAAUUUUUGGUUGAUUUGAGUGAUAAUGGCAGUGGGUAGAGGUAUCGUGACCAGUUUGGACUCAAGCCUCUUGGCGGCUCAAGUCCAGGUCUGGGCUCGGCUCGAGCCGGCUCGUGAACAACACUAUCCACGAGUCGGAGGAGAAACUCCAGACCCGCUUCGGUAGCCGCGUAGAUAACUUUGAACAAAAAACCCGGGCUCAGAUCAAAAACUUGAAGCUUGAGACGAAGUCAGAGAUUGACAAGCUCGGGCAUUUGGUCGAAUUGUCUACCAAGAAACGC
Messenger RNA from Tuber aestivum (summer truffle), 1064 nucleotides. NCBI's taxonomy places the organism in Eukaryota, Fungi, Ascomycota, Pezizomycetes, Pezizales, Tuberaceae. The record is from the annotation of a GenBank genome assembly.